AUGGACCACCACGCCUACGGAUUCGGCAGCGUCGGCGGCCGGCGCGGGGGUGGCCCGGGGUUGGGUCCCCCCGCCGGACGCCGCGGACGCCGACCCGGCCCGGGCUCCGCCUACCUUCCGUCGCCCUUCGGGACCCCGCCGCUCAGCCGGCAGACGUGGGGGCUGGGGCUGAGCGGCGGCAGCGGGUCGCUGCGCGCGCCCCCGCCCGCCGCCUCCACGUGCAGCGGCAGCUCGUCGUGGCUGCUGUGGCGCGAGGCGGCGCCGGGCGCCAAGCCCCGCGCGCGCCGCAGGGGCCGCCUCUGCUCCGCCCUGCUCGCCGGCAGCCGUGCUGCUCGUCGUGCUGGCCGUGCUCGCCGUCGCCUCGCUCGCCGUCUACAUGGGAGUGUUUCGUGUCGUCGGCCGCUCUUGGAACUCGCCUGCUCAUCUCGGGCACUCUCCAUUUCGCACGCAGUCCCUGAUCCUCGGCGGCUCGGCGAGGCGAUGGCUAAGCCACUUAAACGUUUCCCACCGCCAGGACCAACUCCAAGGGAUCACGCCGCUGCAAACGCAGCUGCCUCCUCCGUCAUUGCCUCCUCCACCCCGGCCAUGGACAAUGCCCUACCCGCACCGCUGCGCAUCGACGCGGGCCGCGAGGCGCGCGCGGGGCUGCUGCUGCUGCUGGACGGGCGGCUGCGCGCGCUGGGCGACGAGCGCUUCGAGGCGGCGCUGGCCGACAACGCCACCGCCGCCUUCCGCCGCACCGCCGCCAGAUACGCUGCCAUGGUGCGCGAGGCGGUGGCGGCCAGCCCUGCGCUGGGGCCCGCGCUGCUGCGCGUCGAUGUGCACCGCUUCGCCGCGGGCUCGCUGCUCGUCUUCUUCCGGCUGACGCUGGACCGGAGGAAAGUG
Gryllus bimaculatus (two-spotted cricket) is the source of this 885-nucleotide messenger RNA. Lineage: Eukaryota; Metazoa; Arthropoda; Insecta; Orthoptera; Gryllidae. The record is from the annotation of a GenBank genome assembly.